AUGCCCUGGAGAAUAUUUGGAGGUUACCGGCCAGCUCACCUUCGUGAAGCCGCAUCUCCGCCAACACCGCCAACUUCUCCGAUCAGCCACCGUCGCCAAUUCGUCAGAGUGCUGAAUAGCACCGACCCGACUAUCGCCAAACUCAUUGACAAGAACUCAAACUGGGCACGCGCUGUAGGAGCAAGCGAGCCGCGACUCUUUCGGGAGAUGGCGAAGGGUCAGGCACCGAAGGUUCUCUGGAUAGGCUGUUCAGACUCGCGUGUGCCGGAAUCUAUCAUCACGGCUGCCAAACCCGGCGACAUCUUCGUACAUCGAAAUAUAGCCAACCAGUUCCGCCUCGACGAUGAUAGCGCUCUUUCUGUUCUGACGUAUGCGAUCGACACAUUAGGCGUGGAACACGUUGUCGUCGUCGGACAUACUCAGUGCGGCGGCGCGGCUGCUUGUUACGAAGCUGCAAAACACGCACAGCCCGCGGCGCCACCUCAAUCACCUCUCGGCCGAUGGCUAGGCCCACUCACGGACAUGGCUACGAAACUCAAUCUAGCGCACGCCGACCCCGAACAUGCGUUACCAGUUCUCGUCGAAGCAAACGUACGAAAGCAGGUCGAGAACCUCUGCAAAGCGGCACCCCUUCGCAAGGUCUGGGAUGCCGAGAGCGCGCGUCGGGUAUGGGUUCAUGGACUUCUGUUCGAAGUCGAGAGCGGCACAUUGAAAGACCUCGGGGUCAGUUACGGCCCUCCGCGAGACGAGCACGAGAUGUUAAGUAUGAAGUAA
Molecule: messenger RNA, 774 nt
Organism: Peniophora sp. CBMAI 1063
Lineage: Eukaryota; Fungi; Basidiomycota; Agaricomycetes; Russulales; Peniophoraceae
Source: the annotation of a GenBank genome assembly